Molecule: messenger RNA, 2239 nt
Organism: Phyllopteryx taeniolatus (common seadragon)
Lineage: Eukaryota; Metazoa; Chordata; Actinopteri; Syngnathiformes; Syngnathidae
Product: gastrula zinc finger protein XlCGF42.1-like
Exons: 2
Coding region: 577-1434 (285 amino acids)
Biological process (GO): regulation of transcription by RNA polymerase II
Molecular function (GO): DNA-binding transcription factor activity; RNA polymerase II cis-regulatory region sequence-specific DNA binding
Source: RefSeq, a predicted model, not a curated record
GUUGCGAUACAGCAGGACUGCGCAUGCGCAAAGCGGCCUGCGUCUCGUAACCAGAAACGCACGCUUUCCCCGUACUGCGCAUGCGCCCGCCAUCUUCUGGAGCUCUUCCGGAACUGGACUGGCGCAUUUCUUUUUUUGGCUUCAUUUUUAUCUGCUUUUGUCUUUGACCGGUGGAUAUUGAUACGACUAUAUUCCUUCGCGCAAUGAAGAAAACAUCCCCGUGUGCCUUUUCUUUCACGCCUCCAACCUGUCCGUGUAGCCUUUCGCUUGCUAGCUGCAGAAACAAAGAACGAGCGCGCUUGCGUUCAAAUGUGUGCAAGACGGAGCGAGCGAGCCGCUGAAGAGUGACAGGAGGAGCUUUUUCAUGAACUAAACAAGGGGAGAACGCCGCAACGAUGGACUCGCGCACAGCAGGUUGCUUUUGACGUUUCCGACCGCCAUAGGAAAUGCAAUUUGACACCUGUACCGACUAUUCUUCCAAUUCAGGAAACGGCGGUAAUCGGACAAAAGCACAUUUAAUGUACUUUUAAUGGGCAGAAUCAAGAAACACAACAUAGCAAUCGAGAAAAUAAUGAAAUGGUUCACAAAUUGUGCCGGGAUGUCCACCAACUGGAGAUCACCCGCAUGAAAGAGGAAGAGGAGCGACCCGAGCUACGUCGCAUCAAAGACGAAGAGGAGGAAGCGGAGAUAGCGCCUGUGAAGGAGGAAGAGGAGGAACUGGAGAGCCCUCCCUUGAAAGAGGAAGAGCAGGAAGUGGACAUCGGUCAGGAGGACGUCUGCGUGAUCGUCAAGCUGGAAGGCGACCGAGAUGAAGGAGAGCGAGCCGAAGCGGAAGCGGACGCCGGCGACGCUCUCCGCUGCUCGUUUUGCAAGGAACCCUUCUCUCGACGGGAAGCUCUGAUCGAACACACCGCGAAGCACGUGGCCUCCAAAAGCUUUUCCUGCCCCGUGUGCGACAUGACCUUUAUUUUCCGCUCGACGAUGAUGCAACACAUGGUCGUCCACACGGGGGAGAAAGCGUUUACCUGCUCCACUUGCGGGAAAGGCUUCUCCCGGAAGAUGAAUUUGGCCACGCACACGAGAACGCACACCGGGGAGAAGCCCUUCUCGUGUUCGGUGUGCGACGCCACCUUUCGCUUUCACGCCACCUUCGUCAACCACACGCGCACGCACACGGGCGAGAAGCCGUUCACGUGCGCCGCGUGCGACGCCAGCUUCAGCGUGCACUCGUCGUGGCUGAGACACGUGCGCUCGCACACGGGAGAGAAGCCCUUCAUGUGCGGCGUUUGCGGCAAACGCUUCACCAGGAAGGUCAACUUGAGAGAGCACGCCAUCGUGCACACCGGGGAGAAACCCUUUUCCUGUUCGCUCUGCGGCGCGGCUUUUAGCUUUCAUUCGUCCAUACUGAGACACAUGAGAACGCACGCGGAGUAGGGAUCAUGAGCGUUGUUGCGGGAAAUAAAAAAAAAAUGUCGUGACGCAGCACAGGCGUCAAAGUCGUGGCCCGGGGGCCAGAUCCGGGCUGCCGCAUCCUUUUGCGUGGCCCACGAUAGCAAACCGUGUGCAUCGACUUCAUGUUUCUUGCGAAAAUAGCAACACUGCAAAUUGUUAGGAACGAUAAAAGAACAUGCGUUGUUCAAAAAUAGUCUUGCAAAAGAUAUCGAUAUCGUAUUUUCAAACAUAAACCGCUCAUGAAAAAGCCUUUCAGGGCACAUUAUUAAGAAACUGACAAACAUAACUGCGUGUACAUAAUUGUACAUUUUGCCACUGAUCGUUUUAGGAAAGUGCAACAUCAGUACUUUGCCUUCUUUUUAGGAAAUGAAGGCUACAGAUGAACUGUAACCAUGUUCAGUCUGUAUGGUGCUAUAAAUUAUUUACUGCCUGUCCGCGACCCACCCAAAAUGGCUCCGCGACCCACUCUUGGGUCCAGUCGCAAACAAUCACUGUGAUCGAGGAUACCCGAAAGAAAUACUUGAAGACCGUUCCAAAGUUUGCCACAAGGGGAAGGGGUCCUUGUUUGCGUGGAAAUGCAUCCAGUUGGCAAAACAAAACAUUGAUGUCUGAUGUCAUUUUCCAGGACAGAAGACUCCCCACAUAUAGAUGCAUAGGAGUCAUUGUUUUGACUAUUUGUGGGGACAUCCACCGUUGGUAAUGUCAGAGCAAAUUGUUUCGUGUUACUAAUUGUAACACUGUACCUUUGUUCAAGUGGAAACGUGUCGUUAAAAAUGUGGACAUAUGA